AUGGCAAAAGACGUCUUCGCCGUCCCCGUCUUCUUCAUCGUCUUCCGGGAGACUCUAGAAGUAGCAGUAAUCUGCUCCGUGCUCCUCGCAUUCCUCAAACAAACCCUCUCAGGUCCAUCCGCCGACCAAGCAGUCUACAAGAAACUCGUUAGACAAGUCUGGUACGGAACACUCCUCGGCCUCCUCCUCUGCCUCAUAAUCGGCGCCGGUCUCAUCGGCGCCUUCUACACCAUCGGCAAAAACAAAUGGUCGACCUCGGAAUACUACUGGGAAGCCAGCUUCUCGCUCCUCGCCUCGCUCAUCAUCAGCAUCCUCGGCGCCGCCCUCCUCCGCAUCUCGAAGAUGCAGGACAAAUGGCGCGUCAAGCUGGCCACGGCGCUCGAGUCUAAGCCCGUUACCGCAGGACAUAGCGGACGCUGGGCGGUGUUUAAGAGAUGGUGCGAAAAGUACGCGAUGUUUAUGUUGCCGUUUAUUACGGUACUAAGGGAGGGGCUGGAGGCGAUUAUUUUUAUUGCGGGUGUGAGUUUUAGUAGUCCGGCUGCGGCAGUGCCUUUACCUGUGGUUUGCGGGUUAUUAGCUGGCUGUGCAGCUGGUUAUGUUUUAUACAAAGGCGGCGCAACCUCUCGCCUCCAACUCUUCCUCGUCGUCUCAACCUGCCUCCUCUACCUCGUCGCCGCCGGCCUCUUCUCAAAAGCAAUCUGGUACAUCCAAGCGCAAACCUGGAACAACGUUGUCGGCGGGGACGCCGCUGAAAUCGGCGCCGGGCCAGGUUCCUACGAUAUCGACCAGAGCGUGUGGCAUAUCAACUACGGCAAUCCCGAGCUGAACGGCGGCGGCGGUUGGGGCAUCUUCAAUGCGCUGUUUGGAUGGACGAAUAGCGCGACGUAUGGCAGUGUGAUUUCGUAUAAUGUGUAUUGGAUUGCGGUGAUUUUGGGGUUUAUCGUGCUCAGGUUUCGGGAGACGAGGGGGCACUUGCCGUUUUUGAAGAAAAAGGGUAGCGUAGAAAGUGAGGUUGCGAGUGUGAGUGAGGGGAGUGGGAAUGGGAGUGGAGUUUUGGUGAAGGAGGAGGGGAAGACGGAGGUUACUGUGGCGCCAGUUUUGGUGAGGGAGAUUUCUUGA
Messenger RNA from Glarea lozoyensis ATCC 20868, 1119 nucleotides. Its product is annotated as putative iron transferase. Gene Ontology annotation, molecular function: ferrous iron transmembrane transporter activity. NCBI's taxonomy places the organism in Eukaryota, Fungi, Ascomycota, Leotiomycetes, Helotiales, Helotiaceae. Gene Ontology annotation, biological process: iron ion transmembrane transport. The transcript has 4 exons. Gene Ontology annotation, cellular component: high-affinity iron permease complex; plasma membrane. Bases 1 to 1119 code for a protein of 372 amino acids. The record is from RefSeq and is a predicted model, not a curated record.